ACUCCAACCCGGUGAGCGGCUGAUCCAUGACUUCGUGUACUUUCGUGCAUCAAGCCAUUCCCUGCAUCCAUUUGCCUCCACGACUCGAAUUGAAUCCUUCCUUCCUCCCCCGCCGGAAAUCCUGCCUCCAUCCGAUCCAAGCACGCCUAGGUUUCUCUGGAACUCGCCGGGCAAGAUGUCAAAAAACGGCGCGGACUUCCACCUACCGGACGAGAUUCUCUCGGUAAUUCCUACGGAUCCCUUCGACCAGUUAGAUCUCGCCCGAAAGAUCACGUCCAUGGCUAUCGCCUCCCGUGUCUCGCAGCUCGAGGCGGAGACCGAAAGCCUCCGGAAGAGUAUCUCGGAUAAGGAUGAGAUGGUAGCCGUUCUCCAGGACCGGCUCAUUGAGCUUGAUCGCUUGUUCCAGGAGUCGGAAUCCCGCCUGCGUCUUGCGCUCGAGGAAAAUCUUCAAUUGGUCAAGGAACGGGAUACUCUUGCUUUAACAGUGAAGAAGCAAAGCCGGGAUCUCGCCAAGCUGGAGACGUUCAAGAGGCAACUAGUGCUUUCCCUGAAUGAUGAUAGUCCCUCUCAAUCAGAAGGAGAUAUUGGAACCUCUGAUGUCUCUGUUACUAGAAUGUCUGCAUGGAAAGAUCAGUCUUCCUUUAGCCGCUCAUCCUUGGAUGCUGAUGUUGGAUCAUCAAAAACUGAGUCAGGAGAAGAUGCAAAGAAGACUGCUGGCAAUAAGCUCUCAAUUACUCCAUACAUCACUCCACAACUCAGUCCAAACGCCACCCCAAGGGUUUCAUCUACUGGUGGUUCCCCUAGAAGACUCUCUACUGUAGAUUCAUUGCCAAAGUUUGCUUCAGGUGCCACAUCUCCUACAAACUCUCGUUUUGAAGAUCAAGGUUCAAUGUCAUCAAGAUAUCCUUCAAGUCAGCAGAUCUCUGCAGCCAGCUCUCCUCCUCGUCGAACUCCACAAAUAGAUGGAAAAGAGUUCUUUCGUCAAGCUAGGACCCGUCUCUCUUACGAACAGUUUGGAACAUUUUUAGCUAGUAUAAAGGAGCUGAAUGCUCACAGAAAAUCUCGUCAGGAAACAUUAGCCAACGCUGAAGAGAUUUUUGGCACGGAGAAUAAGGAUCUAUAUGUAUCCUUUCAGCGUUUGCUCAAUCGUAAUGUUCAGUAAAAGUCAUCCUGGAAGUCCAGGGAUACUUUUGGUCGCAUCAAAUAAAGGCCAUUCUCCCGUAGUGCUGUCGAGCUUUGGGCAGCCAUAGAUAUAUGUAUAUGCAUAAGCUGUAUCACUCUAAUGAAUAAAUAAAAAGCUGAUGUUAUGAAAUGGCGGGACUACUUUCAUAAACAACUUGUCCAUUGGAAGCUUCUUGUUUCGUUUCUAGUCGCCCGCGCGUCGUGUGCUUUGUUUAUUUUUCCUUAA
Messenger RNA from Phalaenopsis equestris, 1408 nucleotides. RefSeq lists its product as uncharacterized. NCBI's taxonomy places the organism in Eukaryota, Viridiplantae, Streptophyta, Magnoliopsida, Asparagales, Orchidaceae. Bases 176 to 1162 code for a protein of 328 amino acids. The transcript has 10 exons. The record is from RefSeq and is a predicted model, not a curated record.